This is a messenger RNA of Lathyrus sativus (Indian pea), 1314 nucleotides long. The record is from the annotation of a GenBank genome assembly. Lineage: Eukaryota; Viridiplantae; Streptophyta; Magnoliopsida; Fabales; Fabaceae.
AUGUUGCGGUCCCUUACGAGAACCGCAGCAACACACAAUCAUUCAUGGCGCAACAACCUCACCACAAGAGUCUCAUCUCUAAAUUAUUCUUCCAAGUCUCCAACAAAGUCCACUUCCACUUCCAAAACCCCUCCCACCGCCGCAACCGCCGACAUCUUCUUCGACGAACAGGAACGCCUCCGCAAUCUCACCGCCGAUGAAAAGAACCCUUCUCUCAACGUGGGCCCCAACGGAAGACCCCUAUUCACUUCCGCCGCUUCCCUAUCUAAGCUUACCAACAACGACACCUGCACCUACUUCCAGCUCGCGAAGGAGACGUUGGAUGCUGCUUUGCCGGAAGGAUUGCCGAUUGGUAUGUCGAAGGAGUUUCAGGAUUCUAUGCGAACUGCUUUGCUUGUUCGCCAGAGCUUUUUGGAUCUUCGUGAUAACUUCAGACGUGUGGUUGAUCCCCCAAUGUGGUCACCACAUGGUAAAGGAGUCAAAGUUAGGAAGCAAGUUGUUUUAGAUGGUCCUGUUAGUUCUGGGAAAAGCAUUGCGCUUGCAAUGCUUGUUCAGUGGGCUCGAGAAGAAGGUUGGUUGGUUUUCUAUGUUCCCAGAGGAAAGGAAUGGACACAUGGAGGAUUUUUCUAUAAGCAUCCACAAACAGGUCUAUGGGACACACCUGUUCAGGCUGAGAAUGUCCUCAAAGAUUUCUUGAAGUACAACGAAUCCUACCUAAAGCAAUUGCCAUGCCAAAUAUUUGAUCCAAUCCCAUUAGGCGAGGGUGCUGGUGUGGGAUGGUUAAAAGAUGUUGAUUCCAUGGCUGUUCCUGAAGGUACAAUGUUGCAUGAGCUGGUGAAGACUGGCAUUGAACAAACACAUGCAGCUGUUGGAGUGGUAGUUCGUUUGAGGAAAGAGUUAUCACUUGUUAAAGACAUGCCUGUUCUUAUUGCAAUUGAUCAAUAUAAUAACUGGUUUACAUUCAGUGAGUAUGAGGAACCUGUCACAAUUCGUUCAUGUCGGCCAAUACAUGCUAGAGAAAUUACGAUGGUGAAUGCUUUUAGGUCAAUGAUGCAUGAUGACAUGAUGGUAGGUGCUUUUUCUCAUUCAACAGCUGUAGGAAAGCUUCGUAAAGACUUACCAGAUGUACCGAUCGAUGCCCGUGCUAUAUUUCCUCGAUACAGUUUAGAGGAAGCAGACACUGUUUGUCAUUAUUAUUUAAGGCAAAGGCUUAUUCGGCGCGAAGCAUUCACAGAAGAAAAUUGGAAAAAAAUUUACUUCCUAUGCAAUGGAAAUGGAACAGAGAUGAGGGGGUUAGUUCCUUUCAUGCGAUGA